UAGUCGCCCUCUUGGGAGAACGUAUAUACAUAUGUGUAGUCGAGUCUGUCAGUAAUUCGUAAAGUCAACGAAAAAUGUCCUGUAUUUGCCAAUUCCAUACGCCAGACGAGGAGACACCAGUGCCUGCUCCACUUGAUACUACUGAUGAUGCCCCCUUACCAACGAGUUCGACAAACGAUGCUGCCAAAGAACCACAAGAAUCAAACGCUUUCAAGACCGCAGUGUCGGCCUCCGCUCUAGCUGACUGUCGUUCAGAGAAUUGGCUACUUAAGAAGAAGUUGCGGGAAUACGAGGUUACCAUUGAAAAUCUGGAGCAGCUGGUGACCACUAUAGUUGAGAAGCAGCAUCAGAUCUUAAGCGAAAUGUUUUAUCUCCGUAAGGAGAACCAAGAACUGCAGACCGAAUGCCAUCUGCAACGCGAAUAUCACUCAAUGGAGAGGAAUGCGCUGAUGAGGGAGCUGCACGACGCUCAGACUUUGUGCCGCAGUCGAAGUUUUCUAUUGGAAAGUAAGAGUGGUUCGAGCUCAAAGCCUAGAGCUCCACCUUUUAACUGCGAAUCCCCUCAUGGUGCAGAUGCAUACACGAGUGAAUCUGAUCAGUGUGACAACGGUUGCGGCAGCAGUGAAGAUCAGGAAUCGGAUCGCGAAGAAAAUUUUGAGGAACUCUCAGUUUCAAGUUUGACGGAAAGUUCUGAAAAUUCUGCACAUGAGGGAUCAACAUCGGGUGACCAGGAGUCGGAUGACAACAGAUCUCGCGAUGACGAAAGCAAUGAUGAUGAUACCAUUAGUAACAGUGACUCGGACUAAAGCUAAGUGUAUAUUUUUCUGUAUAAGUACUUCUUAUCUUUAAAGUUAUUCCUUACACCA
Molecule: messenger RNA, 866 nt
Organism: Drosophila ficusphila
Lineage: Eukaryota; Metazoa; Arthropoda; Insecta; Diptera; Drosophilidae
Exons: 3
Coding region: 75-806 (243 amino acids)
Source: RefSeq, a predicted model, not a curated record